Molecule: messenger RNA, 2235 nt
Organism: Cimex lectularius (bed bug)
Lineage: Eukaryota; Metazoa; Arthropoda; Insecta; Hemiptera; Cimicidae
Exons: 7
Coding region: 1243-1905 (220 amino acids)
Source: RefSeq, a predicted model, not a curated record
AUCAAUUUUCAUGCGGAGGACAUUGUGAAGACAUUGGCCCUUUAGUCGUCUAGAUUGGAUGGAAGGGUUCGGGGUUUUAAGAAAGAGUCGGUUUCCACUUAUUGCGAUUUCGAGGAGAAUGGGAUUUGCAAUUCCGUGGGGAAUAGAAAUAGUUACCCUGUGACUUUAAUGGCUUCAAUGACUUUGGAGGUUAAAACGCUUGGUUAUUUCCCACAGUUUCAUAUGUUCAUGUUAGCUGCAGUGAUAGUUUUGAUCUGUUGUCAAGUAGUAUGUUAAUCGGCUGUUCAGUUCUAGUUUAUUGAACCGAGUGUGGGGUUUCUAAAUAAGUCUUUUGUUGAGGUAAAGUACAAAAUAGUGGAUGACAUUGCUGGCUGGAAGAGGAAAAGUGUUGUUGAUUAGAAAAGAAGUGAUACGCCGAAAAGGUGAAGGUUAUUUGGGGGAUUCGGUUUCAUUGAGUCUGAUCCUCCAUUUCUUAAGCAAUUCCUUCAUAUAAGACAGAUCGUCCUGGAGGAUUCUGAAGGCCACUAUUGGGCCUCGGUUUGCUGAAAAGAUUGUAUUGUUAGCAUACAUGAGGAGUACUGUAUUGGGAUUGAUGGGAAUGCAAUGUAUACUGAAUAGAAAAUUGGACCAGGAGCUACAUUGCGGAACAUUCGCUUAGGCAUAGUGGAUAGAGGAGAGGAAUGUACUGACCUAUUUGAAAGUAAUUGUCAGAUAGGAUGCGAUAAUGAUUGAUUGAAAGGACGUCCUUUGGGUGAAGAUUGUUUGCUGCGUUUUGGUUUCGUUGAGUGAAAAAUAAGCUAUUUUUCGAACCAUUCGUCCAAACUGAAGAGAUUGUCCUGGAGGAUUUUAAAGGCCACUACUACUGGGUCUCGGUUUGCUACAAGGCACCCAGGCAGCUUCCUUCCCACUGAAGGAAGGAUGCAAUGUUGUUGUAUACCACCCAGUGGUUGGUGUUGUAUCCGAAGUGACAUUGGAGCUUCCAAGGAUGACAUAUAGAUAGUUCUCAAUUAAUGGCACCAUUACUGAGGUUUUUUCAUAUUAUACAUAGAAAUAGGGAUGUAGAAUGUUUGUGGUGAUUAGGUCAAAGGUGAUUUUUAAACUGGGAGGUGGUUAAGGACGUAUAUGACCUAUGAUGGAUUCUUUUAUUUGAAAUUAUUUUGCCAUUUUGUUCCAAAUCGAGGUGGAAAACAUAUGGAAAAAAGUUCUAUUUACAAAUGCGUGUGACUUUCAGAUUUGAGAAAAAUGUCUACGGUGUCAAAAGAAUCGGAUCAGGAUGAAACCCUUGUCAAUCUUUAUCGUAGGCAGACAAGAGUAGUUGCGUCAUUUUUUGUAGGAAAAGCUCUCAUGAUAACUGUGAUUCUUUUCGAGAUUUUUGCCGAUGAUUUAUUCUCAAAUAUAGGUCUUUUUACAAUCCAUGUCGGUGUGGUAUUCUUAUACUGUGCAUGCAAUCUUGUCGGAUAUUUCCUAUUGUCUUUCUCAGCGUUCUUGUUGGAUGUAAAGUACUACUUUUACGGCUAUAUGACGAUAUUAGGUGGGUUUGCAUAUUGGUGUGCCGCAACGACAGUCGGAUUCAUCUCCGCUUCGGACAUUUUCAUUUUUGUUUGUGUAGACCAGCGUUGUCCAGAAUCUCACUGGUUGAUAAACAUGAGGUGGAGGAAUUACGGGAUCAAAUGUCCCAAGGAUCCAUUGGAAAAACCGAGACCGGAAGAAGCUAAAGGCGGGCCAGGGAAAUCUUUGGCAGCUUUAUAUUUCAAUUGCGAAAGGGCAGACGUAUUUUUAAUAAUAAUCUCUUCUCUUCUGGCUCUGUCGUAUUUCGUUUUUAUGUUAGUAACUCUAGUCAGAACGCACAGAUUCUACAAGAUGUUGAAAGGUCAACUUGAAAGAAUAGAAGAAGAAAUGCACUAGAGAAAAUUUCCCAAAGAAUUGCCAGACAUGGAAUUUUAAAUUAUUGAUUUCAAUUUGAAAUAAUUUUAAUUUUAACCAACUUUUUUUUAAAUUGAACCAAAAAAACAAUUUUAUUCUCGACCCAGUACACCCUUGAAUCGAAACGUUUAUUCUAUAUGCUCUUAAAAUGCAAUACAUUUGUUUAAAGACGAUGAUGAUGAUGAUGAUAAUGGAAUACUAGGACUUAUGAUUAAAUAUAUUCUUUCUUCCCCCUGUCUGUGCAACUAUACAGGGCGUCCUUUUUAGACGGCCCGCCUGAAUUCCUCUUGAACCAUAAACGCUAACAAAAAC